This is a messenger RNA of Drosophila suzukii, 2262 nucleotides long. RefSeq lists its product as uncharacterized. NCBI's taxonomy places the organism in Eukaryota, Metazoa, Arthropoda, Insecta, Diptera, Drosophilidae. The record is from RefSeq and is a predicted model, not a curated record.
AGUUGUCACCGAGUAUACAAAUGUACAUAAAUAAACUGAUCAAGAAUAAAACACGUUAAAACAUUUAAAAAUACAAUAAAAACUAUAAAAAUGGAAAGGCGCAGUGGACUUGGUUCGCGACACCGCUCGUGGAUGCAAUCCUUCCUAAAGACCGCACGAUCCCACAAGGAACCCGAGUCCCAGAAGAACGUGAUGGACAUAAAAUCCGACUCCACCGCGCUGGAAUUUCGCCAGCGCAGAAGCCUCAAGGACGUCAACGACCAAGAGGGCAAGAAAAUACUGGACGACAUAAUCCAGGACAUUUUCGACAAGAAGGCGGGCACCAUCACACUGUCCGAAUCGGAGUGUUCGCUGGACGAGGACAUGCGGGAGUCCAUGAGCAUGGAUCCGCGCCUCAAGCUGUGGUACGAUACCCUCCAAAAUCGUGCCACCGUCCAGGCGAAGAUUCAGCGGAAGUUGGGGCGCCGUCCACACGAGAUGCUGAUCAACGUGGGCAGCACAGGGGCUCCUGGGGAUCGUGGAACCGUGGAGCGGCUGCUAGACCUCGCCGGUCGCAUGAACCCCACGACCUUGGCCCAGAAAAAACCAGCUGUUCUUCCCGCCCAUGUAGAUUGCCAAUGCCGGGAACUCCCCGAACUUCAGGAGACCCUACCGCGGGCUGAGAAAAGCGGUCAAGCGGAGUUAGAGGUCAGUGGUCUGACCCGAGCCACCAAGCAGGAGAUCCUGGGCACGACGCACCUGCCCCCAGAGAAGCCCAGCCAGUGGUUAAGGUCAAAGGUGCUGGAAGAGAGCAUCGAGACUAAGAAAGGUGACAUAAAACGCGUACUGCCCUUCUUCCCCAAGUUGGACAAGCUGGAAGUGGUGGGAAGUUGUCCCAUGCAGGAUAUCCCCCACCAUGACAACGACAACAAGAUCGAACGAGUGUCUUGCAAAUCCAUUUUCAGCCUGAGCAGCACGUCGGAGAUCCUGCCGGAGGAUGAGCCAAAGCAGGAGGACCUCCCAAAGGCCGAGCCUGAACAGGAAUCUUUGGUGGCUCGUGCAGCCGUCAAGAUCAACGGCGUGGUGUUCUUUAACUCAGGCAAGAGAAGUCUCCUGCCCGACAUCGCGAACGUCUUCUUCGAGUGCCACCCGUUCCAAAAUGAGGUCAAGGAGGUGGCUCGCGUGGAGAACGUGGGCGUCCAGGUGCUAACCUGCCAGUGGGCCAUUGCGGAUUGCAAACGUGUUGGGAAGUGCAUUGUCCAGUGCCACAACUUCCUGAUGUCCCAGACCACCUUCACGGUUUUUCCCGGCGAGGAGGUGGUGUGCCGGGCGCUCUUCCGUCCGCGGUUUUGCUCCCUGUUCAAACAGCGCUUCGAACUCCGCAUCUUUCCCAAUGUAACUGGAUCAGCCAGAGGAUUUUUUGUGGCCCGACUCACGGGAAGAUGUGUUCCGGCACCGGAGUACACAAAUAAACUAGAGAAGCUGCAGAACUCGGUCACUGAUAAGUCCAAGAAGCGGAUGGCCGAUGACUUGAACCAGCUGCAGGCAUCCAUAGUGCCCCUCCGGCAGCCCUAUGAGGUAAUGUGUCCGUAUGAGCGAAUCUUUGACGAGCGGGAGGUGUUCAAUGCCGAAAAUACGGGCUACAAGUGCGAACGAUUCGACGACCUGGAGACUUUGAAAGCCAUAUACCAGGAUCUGAAGACUACAAGGGAGCCCGCUUGGGACUUUCGGCUGGAGACGCUUCUUGAGGUAAUCCUACGGCUGCCGGACUCCAAUGAAAGACAGCUGCACUUCGCAAAGCUCGUCGAGGUUCAGGAGCAACUGAAGCAGGGCGGAGGUAAGGGAUCCCUAACUCACUUCAGUCGGAAUGAUCAGAGGACUCGGUCCACGUUCAUCUACGUGCGGGGCUGCAUUGGCAAUGGCAUUCAGGAGUGGGAGGAGAUGAUGGCUUCGCUGGAGCUGAGUGGCCUCCGGUUGGAGAUCAAUCGCUUUCAGGUCAAACAGCUGGAGGAUGAGGAGAGCGCCUUGGAGGAGGAGGUCUACGAAGAGUCAGAACCGAAGCCCUGGAUGCGUCAACUGAGAAAGGAGAACCCCUAUCUGUAUCUCCUGAAGAAGCUGCGGUCGAGGAAAUCCUACAGAGAUAGUCUCUACAUGCAGACCUACUCCCAUUUGUGUGACAUGGCCGAAGAUGUGGUCUCCGUUAUCGAAAGUACCCAGAAUGUUUAGCUUAGGUUUAAGUGUUAAGUCCAAAUUUAAUGUGCCAGUAAGAAAACUCCCAAGAAA